Colias croceus (clouded yellow) is the source of this 1217-nucleotide messenger RNA. RefSeq lists its product as uncharacterized. NCBI's taxonomy places the organism in Eukaryota, Metazoa, Arthropoda, Insecta, Lepidoptera, Pieridae. The transcript has 2 exons. The record is from RefSeq and is a predicted model, not a curated record. The coding region runs from base 8 to 1216 and encodes 402 amino acids.
UUUGGUUAUGUUUAUUGUAUUUUUAAUUAUAUUUCUAAUACAGUUUCAGUUAUCCAUCAAUAGCUAUACAAUACUUAAGGAUGACAAUACAUCUGAGGGAUCUAUGUUCAUUUCAAAUGUUUCAAAUAUAUUCGGCAAUACUAAUACUGCUUCUCCUCGGACAUUAUUUCAUGUCUUAAUUAGUACUGAGACUAAAAAGCCAGAUUUAAAAGCUAAUAUAUUCGACAAAAUGUUAUCUGAUGAAAUGUUAUCUAUAAAACAACAAAUCUAUGAGAAAGAUACAACCUAUCCACCAACAGUUCAUAUACGGACAAGGGGUAGUAUACCUACACCAACUCUAGAGCUAAAACAAAUGUGGCCGAUAGAAAAACUUGAAUCUAAUAAUGAAAAGAAAUACAAUUUCGAACAACACAUGAAAAACAUUGAUAAUACGCCAAUACAAAGUGAAGAAACUCAGGUAUCACUUAAACCUAAAAGCGAAUCAAAUAACAAUAAUUCUGAUAAAGAAAAAGUACUUGAAUUAAGGAGUCUCUCUGGAAAAUUACACAAGAAAAUUAAAACGUCAUCACUUUUACAUCAUUUUACGAAACAAUGUACAUGUACAAAUUUUAACUCGCAAACAACAAAAAGUCAUCAACACGCCCAUUUCCCUAAAAACCAAGAAGAUAGUAAGCUGCAUUUUACAGAGGCAUUUCAUGCUUCUGAUCCCAAUGCCCAUUCGAAAUGUUCUAGAACAUAUCCAGUAAGUUCAACAACGUCAUAUCCUUUUUAUAUUACCUACUCCCCAUAUUUUGUCGGAACCGUGGCAGAUUUGAGUAAUAUAUAUUACCAUCCAGAUGUUAUAAGCGAUUCAAAACGACCAAAGCAUCAUAAAAAUAGAAAACAUAAAAGGCCAACAACGGAGCAAGUUUACGAAGAUGAUAGUGAGGAGUCAUUUGAGGAAUAUGAUGAGAAAACAACAAGGCGUAAAGAUAAGUCGAGAAGUAAUUAUGAAUUUCAAAUUGUAUACGAACCGACCGAGCCAGAAUCGGAUAAACAAUUUGAAAAUCACAAUAAACAGACUAUUGAUAAAGAUAAAUUUGUGGAAAGUAUUGUGGAUGAUUUGAAAGUUUAUUAUAAUGAAGCUGUUAUUAAAGACUGUUAUUGCUCAUCAUGUUCCUUUAAGAAGGGACUCCAAAUAAUGUCUAUUGUUUAUUUAUUACAAUGGCUUGCAUAAA